Messenger RNA from Aspergillus homomorphus CBS 101889, 837 nucleotides. RefSeq lists its product as uncharacterized. The record is from RefSeq and is a predicted model, not a curated record. Bases 274 to 717 code for a protein of 147 amino acids. The transcript has 3 exons. Lineage: Eukaryota; Fungi; Ascomycota; Eurotiomycetes; Eurotiales; Aspergillaceae.
UAGCGGAUCAAUUUACAAUGGCACAGACCAGAAUACUCCUAACAGGAGCCACUGGCUUCAUUGGAGGAAUCGUGUUGCAUCAGCUACUAGACUUCGCCAAAUCGCAAUCUGCAGACCAAGCCAUCACGACCAUUGUACGCCAUCUAGUGCAAGCGGACGUCUUGGCCAGUAAAGGCGUUCAUACAAUCCUUGUCACCGGUCGAGAUGAUGCGGACGCACUGGAACAAGCGGCAAGCAGCCACGAUAUCGUGGUGAACGUCGGGUUAGGCUUUCAUGUUGCUGCGCCCAAGGUCUUCAUACAGGGUCUUGGCAAGAGGCGAGAGCACACUGGGCAGGAUGUUCAUUAUUUGCAUCUGUCCGGUACAACCUGCAUCUCUGUCCCCUCUACUACGCCGUCUCCCUUCGGGUUACGGUCAUUUUCCCAAUCAAGGCAAUGAUCUCUUCGAAUACGAGCAAAUGCGCGAGGCCCAUGAAGCCUAUGCGCAGAGAACGGCCGAGCUCACAGCCACACAGACAGGUGAACGCUUAGGAGUUAAGGCUUAUAUCAUCGUGCCGCCUCUUGUCUACGGCCGGGGUAGCGGAUGGUUCAAGAAACAGUCACACCAGAUUCCUACGCUCAUCAGGAAUGCAAUCGCAACUGGUUACGCGAUCAUCUCGAUACCGGUGAAGCACAGCUGGAUCACGUCCAUGUGGAAGAUCUCGCCCGUCUCUACGUAGCAUUGGUCGCGAGAAUCCUGUCAGGCAAAGAGAUCUCUAGUGGCCGGGAUGGCUACUACUUCGCCAAUACCGGGUCCCACAAGUGGAUCGCUGUGACGAACCGGAUAGGCAAGGCAGGGU